Messenger RNA from Cylindrotheca closterium, 4101 nucleotides. Lineage: Eukaryota; Bacillariophyta; Bacillariophyceae; Bacillariales; Bacillariaceae. The record is from the annotation of a GenBank genome assembly.
AUGACUUCCUAUGGCAGUAUCAACAUAGUCGAUGAAGCCAAACCAUUGGUAGAGGACGCCGCUUCUCCUAGUGCUAAGAAAGCGGAAUCAUCGUCGUCAUCACCAUCCUCACAGAGCAUUUGGUCCCGAUUGACCUUUCAAUGGUUGGCUUCCAUUUUGCGAAUCGGCAAUGAACAGAAUCGAUUGGAACAAGAAGAUUUGGAUUGCAUUCCAUUGCCAGACGAUUUGCAGACGGAUGAAGUGGUGGCCACCUUUAACAAGCAUUGGGAAGACGAAUUGAAAACACCAAAUCCAUCCCUCGUUAAGGCUCUGGUGCGUUCGUUUGGCGUGGAAUAUCUACAAGCCGCUUUGUUGAAGCUCGUGCAUGAUUUGAAUGUCUUUGUGGGACCGCAAGUCUUGCACGCCAUUAUUGACUUUUUGCGAGAUCCAGAGGCUCCCUUGUGGCAUGGUUUACGACUGACGCUGGCCAUUACCUGCAGUCAAAUCCUAAUGAGUCUUUGUUUGAGACAUUAUUUCUUCAAGUGCUACAAGACGGGACUUCGUAUUCGAACGGCUGUCGUCUUGACCGUCUACAAAAAAGCUCUGCUCUUAUCCGCAGCCGAACGACAAACCAAGACUCUGGGAGAAAUUACCAACCUCAUGUCGAUUGAUGCCCAGCGUUUGCAGGAUCUUGUGAACUACAUGAACUCGAUUUGGUCGAGCCCCUUGCAAAUUUGUCUGUCGCUCUUUUUCUUGUGGCGGGAAAUGGGCCCCAGUUCCUUGGGAGGAGUGGCGGUCAUUAUCAUUAUGGUUCCUAUCACCAAGACGAUUGCGCAAAAGAUGGGAGGUUUGCAAAAGAUUCUCAUGAAGGCCAAGGACAGGCGCAUUGAGCUCAACAGCGAGGUCCUAUCUGGAAUGAAAAUUAUCAAGCUACAAGCAUGGGAGGAGUCCUUCACGGAUCGUAUUGCAACCUUACGACAGGCCGAGCUGAGUCAAUUGCUUUAUUACUAUGUGAUUGCGUCGCUCUCAGGAAUGCUCUGGGCCUUUACCCCCAUGGCAGUAGCCUUGGCAACCUUUGCAGCUUAUAUUUGGACGGGACACACAUUGGAUGUUGCUUCGGCAUUGACAGCACUUGCCUUGUUCAAUGUAUUGAGAUUCCCACUGUCGAUGCUUCCAAGAAUCAUCAACUCGAUUGUGGAAGCCGCGCUCUCGGUUGACCGCAUCACUUCCUUCCUCAUGAGCCAAGAACACAAGCCCAUUGGAUCCAAUAACCUCAAUGAAUUUGGUGUCCGAAUGGAAAUGGUUUCGGCCGCGUACGAAUCCAAGAAACCCAAGCCUGUCACGGAGGAAGAGAAGGCAGGCAUUGACAAGGAUUGGGAAUUGGCCAUUUUGAAAUCCUUGAAUCGGCAUGCCGAUACUCGGAUUCGUAAACUAUUGAACAAACAUGAUUCAGUCGCUUCUGCGGAAAAGGACGAGAUAGACAACUUGUUGGCGCUCAAACGGAUUGAUUUUGAGUGCAAGCCUGGGGAGCUGAUUGCUGUGGUGGGUGGUGUUGGCUGUGGAAAGUCCAGUUUCAUCAAUGCCCUCUUGGGAGAAGUCCAAGAAGUUUCUGGCAAGACAUCCGUUUCCGGGAAACUGGCUUACUUUGCGCAAUCGCCAUUCAUCUUGAAUGCCUCCGUUCGAGACAACAUUCUGUUUGCGCAUGUCGACGAACCAGUGGACGAAGAACUCUAUCUACGUUCGUUGGACGUUUGUGCCUUGCGUCAUGAUUUGGAGCUCUUGCCCUUUGGGGAUGCCACGGAAAUUGGCGAAAAGGGAAUUACCCUUUCGGGUGGUCAAAAGGCACGAAUUGCCUUGGCUCGAGCCGUUUAUCAUCAGGCCGAUAUUACUUUGGUGGAUGAUGCGCUUUCGGCCGUCGAUGCUCAUGUCGCCGAGCAUCUCUUUGAAAAGGCAAUUGUCAAUGAGCUCAUGUCCAAAUCCGCAACUGGGUCGCAGCGCAGUGUCAUAUUGGUAACCAAUGCGAUCCAGCAUUUGAAUCAUGCCAGAGUGAACAAGGUUGUUGUCCUACAAGAAGGUGAAAUCGUCGAACAGGGAACCUAUAAGGAGCUUGCUGCCGAUUCCGGCUCGGUCUUUUCACGUUACUUGGCAGUUGUGGAAGGUACUGGUGUCUCCGACGAGGACAUGGGUGAGAUGAUUGAAUCUGGGUCUGGUACUCCCAUGCAAAGGAAACGAUCAUCGGCUCGAAGAUCAUCUGUCAAGGAGCCAGAGGUGCUCAAGCCACAAAAGCUAAUGACCGAAGAAGCACGAGCCGCUGGUCAUGUCGGAUGGGAUGUUUACAAGGCUUGGUUUCUGGCUGCUGGAGGAAUCUACAUUCCGAUUGUAAUCUUUUUUGUUUUCACAGCAGAUGCAGGUAUGGGCGUGGUGUCCAACUGGUGGCUGACUUACUGGUCCGAUAAUGGCUCUGGUAGAAGUCAAUUCUAUUUCUUGGGCAUGUAUGCCUUGAUCAAUCUCGGUGUGGCUAUCGUCAAUUUGAUACGAAGUCUCUUCCUUGCAUUCAUUGCUUUGACAGCAUCCAAGUCCAUGUUCCGAGACAUGCUUGCUUCGGUCAUGACUGCACCGAUGUCCUUCUUUGAUACUACUCCUGUUGGCAGACUUGUCAAUCGGUUCAGCAAGGAUAUCUACACGGUCGAUGAAAAACUCGUAGAAACUGGUGGAAUGUAUCUGAGAACCAUCUUUAGUGUCAUUUCCACCAUUGCUGUUAUUUCGGGAGUGACCCCCGUAUUCGUGCUCUUUAUGAUUCCCAUGAUUAUGUUCUACAUGCAUGAGCAGGCUUUUUUCACGAUUUCGUAUCGUGAACUAAAGAGACUUGAUUCCACUAGUCGCAGUCCUAUUUAUGCCUUGCUUGGUGAAUCCGUUGAUGGUGUCGCUGUCAUCCGUUCCUUUUCGGCCGAGGAAACCUUGAAGAAACGAUUGACAAAUAUGCUGGACCGGCAGCAGCAUGCCUACUUUUUGGUUUGCGCUGCCCAGUCAUGGUUGGCUGUUCGCUUGGAACUGGUUGGAACUUUGAUUAUUACCUUUACAUGUUUGAGUGCAGUCGCGGAGCAGGUGAUUUCCGGGGCUGAUCCAGUAUUUGCUGGUCUUGCUGGCCUUGCAGUUUCGUAUUCCAUGAGUGUCACCCAGAGCCUGAACUGGAGUGUUCGCAUGGCUUCGGAUAUGGAGGCAAACAUGGUUGCUGUCGAGCGAAUUCAAGAGUAUUCCAAGUUAGAGGCCGAGGGCGAUCGCCGUACGCCAGUGGACUCUUCCCUUCCCAAGGGAUGGCCUUCUAGCGGUGCCAUUGAGAUCAAGGGUGCCAAACUCCGGUAUAGACCAGACCUUCCAUUGGUGUUGAAGGGACUCGAUAUCAGUAUUCCUGCUGGAAGCAAGGUUGGAGUUGUUGGACGCACAGGAGCUGGAAAAUCUACCUUGAUGGUUGGAUUGCUACGCAUUGUCGAGCUUGCCGAGGGAUCCAUCGAGAUUGAUGACCAAGAUAUUCGACAAGUUGGUCUUGCAAAACUACGAGCCAAUAUUGCUGUUAUCCCACAAGAUCCCGUCUUGUAUUCUGGAACUGUCCGAACCAACUUGGAUCCUUUUGAAGAGUAUUCUGACGAUGUAUUGUACGAGGUCCUUCUUCGUGUCGGCUUGUACAAUGGAUCUAAGAAGGCAGUUACGGAUGAGACGUCUUCCUUGAGUUUGUCUUCUUUGGGGGGCACGGCCACCCGCAUCAGUUCGCUGGCUGACGAAGUGGCAGAAGGAGGAGGCAACUUUAGCGUAGGCCAAAGGCAGCUACUUGUAAUUGCACGAGCCUUGCUAAAUGGCUCCAAGGUCGUUAUCAUGGACGAAGCCACUGCUGCUGUGGAUGCUGAAACUGAUGCAUCCAUCCAAAGUGUCAUGAAAGAAGAAUUCAAGGCGAGCACCGUGAUUACUGUGGCACACCGCAUCAAUACCAUCAUGGACAGCAACUACAUUCUGGUCAUGUCGGAUGGAAAGGCAGCCGAAUUCAAUACACCAAAGAAGUUGUUGGAGACUGGUGGACUCUUCCGAGAUUUGGUACAAGCUGCGAAAAGCAAACAAGCCAUGAAGUAG